AUGGGGUCUGAAGGUUCUCCAGCAGCAGUAACAUCAGUUUAUGUUACAGGUUUCAAGAAAUUCCAUGGAGUUUCAGAGAAUCCAACUGAGAAAAUUGUCAAUAAUUUAAUGGAGUAUUUGAAGAAGAAGGGUUUGCCAAAAGGGUUGGUUAUUGAGAGCUGCAACAUUCUUGAGACCGCGGGUCAAGGAGCAGUCGUUCCCCUCUACCAGAUAUUGCAGUCUUCCAUUACUCCCAAGGAGUCUGAAUCUCCAAGUUCCAACAGAAUUAUCUGGCUGCAUUUUGGGGUUAACAGUGGCGCAACAAGGUUUGCUAUAGAGCGUCAAGCUGUCAAUGAGGCUACCUUCCGCUGCCAUGAUGAAAUGGGAUGGAAGCCUCAGAAAGUGCCCAUUGUUCCUUCAGAUGGUCCGAUUACACAAACACGUGAGACUACUCUUCCUGUGGAGGAGUUCACCAAAGCCUUGGCAAGUAAGGGUUAUGAUGUAAUGACAUCUGAUGAUGCGGGCAGGUUCGUGUGCAACUAUGUUUACUAUCAUUCCCUUCGCUUUACGGAGCAGAACGGGUUGAAAUCCCUUUUUGUGCACGUACCACUCUUCUCUACAAUCGAUGAAGAGAUCCAAAUGCAAUUUGCUGCUUCCGUGCUAGAGGUAAUUGCUUCAACAUGCUAG
Messenger RNA from Sphenostylis stenocarpa, 666 nucleotides. The record is from the annotation of a GenBank genome assembly. Lineage: Eukaryota; Viridiplantae; Streptophyta; Magnoliopsida; Fabales; Fabaceae.